Molecule: messenger RNA, 963 nt
Organism: Adineta ricciae
Lineage: Eukaryota; Metazoa; Rotifera; Eurotatoria; Adinetida; Adinetidae
Source: the annotation of a GenBank genome assembly
AUGAGCUCAAACGACGAUCCAGCGAAUCUUUCGCCUCAAACUGGAACUAUCUCAUCACCUCACAUCAAUCCUAAUUAUCCAAAUUUGACAGAUCUGGAUGACAUCGAUGACGACGACGAAGGUAUUGAUGACGAUGGCUUCGAGUCCAUGGACGAUAUCCAACAAAUUCUUCAAACAUUUGGUACCAACGAUUCGUCUGCAUUAACAAUCGAUUAUUUCGAUUCUCGGCGUUACGAGAUCAUGUAUGAAAUCAUGAAUGUCGAAAAACAAUUUGAACAAUUGAAAAACAUUCUCUACGACGAAAGUUUAUCUCUAAUUGAUCAAAAACUUCAAUCAAUUCAAAAUGAAGAAGCACCAGAAUAUCAAGACGAGUUGAGGAAACUCAACGAUGACAUGCAAUUGCGCUUGGAAAUCGCGAAACAACGUCGUCAGAUCGAAUUGGAAUCAUUAGAAACAUAUUAUCAAGCUGAAUUAUUGAGUUUACAGCAAACAUUAGAAAAUGAUAAGUUUCUUUUACAUCAUCAAAUGCACGAAGAGAUUGAGAAGAAGAUUGAGGAAUUAGAAACAUUGAAAAGUAAAACACAGUUAUGUUCCAACAUUUUACAAGAGAUGUUUCCACAAAAUCAUCAACAAUUGAUAUCACCGAAUAAGAAACGGUUCGAAUCGCCAGAAUCUCUGAAAGAAAAUAAAAAGCAACGCAAAAUGAAUUUUUCGAAUGGAACGAACAAGAACAUCGAUAAAGAUAAUUUAGCGAUCUUUUAUCAAUUGUCCGAUAUGGACAUUAUCGAAGAUUGGGCAAUUAUACAAUCAUCAUUAAAUGGUAGUGAUGAUGAAGGUGGUGUUGGUGGUGAUGAUGAUGAUGAUGACGAUGACGAUGAAGAUGAAGAUGGUGAUGGUUCUAGUCAACUACAUGUCAAUUGUUAUAAGCAAGAACAAUUUGAUUAUGACGAAAAUCGUGUUUAA